Messenger RNA from Parnassius apollo (apollo), 516 nucleotides. Lineage: Eukaryota; Metazoa; Arthropoda; Insecta; Lepidoptera; Papilionidae. The record is from the annotation of a GenBank genome assembly.
AUGAGUGAUCCCGGUAGUGAAGAGGCUUGGGAGCGACUUCUGGUUGAGAGCCUCUUGAAACUGUCGGGCGAGCACAGCGUGACACACCAUGAACCCCUUUCCAGUUCCUACCUUUCACCCGAUGAAAAUGCUGCGGCUGAGGAUGCGGCGCCACAACUUGCUGAGCAAAUGGCAAAUGUGGAUGCCGCCGUGAAUACGCCAGUUGUGGUUGAUUCAAACGAUGAUGGAACAGUCACCCAGGAACUGGAACUAGAGCAAAUGAGGAGUACAUUGGAAGAGGCGAUUGUGGAAACGCGCAGUACGACUCUCGAAAAUCGACCGCGACUUCCCCGCUUAGCCCUAAGUAAGCGGAAUCGGGCUGUCGUGAGGGCUCUGAACCCAAUGCUGGUUACCUAUUUGGAAGCCAGCCGGGACCUUUUGCGAGACGAACUCAAUUCUUUUUGGCGCCGCACUGGCAGUCUGCCGUAUUACAGGUACCAAACUUUCCACGGCUGGACGCGCUACUGGACAAAGUAG